Molecule: messenger RNA, 8421 nt
Organism: Myotis daubentonii (Daubenton's bat)
Lineage: Eukaryota; Metazoa; Chordata; Mammalia; Chiroptera; Vespertilionidae
Gene: NT5C1A
Product: 5'-nucleotidase, cytosolic IA
Biological process (GO): adenosine metabolic process; nucleotide metabolic process
Cellular component (GO): cytoplasm; cytosol
Molecular function (GO): magnesium ion binding; nucleotide binding; 5'-nucleotidase activity
Source: RefSeq, a predicted model, not a curated record
GCCCCCCACCCGCACCCCAUUCGCUUCGGGAGUGGGGCGGUCAGGGAGGAGGGCCCAGCUACCCUCUGAUGCACACACACAGACAGCAGCCACGCGCGGGCCACCGAGAGGGCGAGGUUGGCACCCCCGCCCCCACCCCGCCCUCCCGCGGGCUCGCACGCCCACAGUCCCCGCCGCUGCCCGCUCCCUUCUCACGCCCGGGACGCGCCUCGCUCCCGCAGCUCAGCCCCGCGAGCUCCGCGUCUGCGCCGCCCGCCCGGGCCGGCUGGGUCACAGCCGGAGAUGGAAGCCGGGGAGCCCCGGGAGCCGCGCGAGCCCGGGCUGGGGGCAGAGAGCGCCGCGGCCACGGCCAUGCGCUGGGAGGAAGCCAACACUUUCUGCGGCAACCUCACGCCCAAGAAGACACCCAAAUCGCCCAAGCCUCAGAAUGCAGUCACCAUUGCCGUGUCCUCCCGAGCCUUGUUCCGCAUGGACGAGGAGCAGCGGAUCUACAUGGAGCAGGGCGUGGAGGAGUACGUGCGCUACCAGCUGCAACACGAGAAUGAACCAUUCAGCCCUGGGCCGGCCUUCCCCUUUGUGAAGGCUCUGGAGGCGGUGAACAAGCAGCUUCGAGAACUGUACCCCGACAGUGAGGACAUCUUUGACAUCGUCCUUGUAACCAACAACCACGCUCAAGUGGGUGUCCGUCUCAUCAAUAGCAUUAACCACUAUGACCUGUUCAUCGAGAGGUUCUGCAUGACAGGUGGGAAUAGCCCCAUCUGCUACCUCAAGGCCUAUCACACCAACCUCUACUUAUCAGCUGAUGCAGAAAAAGUUCGAGAAGCCAUUGAUGAAGGGAUCGCAGCCGCCACCAUCUUCAGCCCCAGCAGGGACAUGGCUGUGUCCCAGAGUCAGCUGCGCGUGGCCUUCGACGGGGACGCUGUGCUCUUCUCGGACGAGUCGGAGCGCAUCGUCAAGGCCCACGGGCUGGACAGGUUCUUCGAACAUGAGAAGGCCCAUGAGAACAAACCCUUGGCCCAGGGACCCCUAAAGGGCUUUCUGGAGGCCCUGGGUAGGCUGCAGAAGAAAUUCUACUCCAAGGGCCUGCGGCUGGAGUGCCCGAUCCGCACCUACUUGGUGACGGCGCGCAGUGCAGCCAGUUCUGGGGCCCGGGCGCUCAAGACCCUGCGCAGCUGGGGCCUGGAGACAGAUGAAGCCCUGUUCCUUGCGGGCGCGCCCAAGGGCCCCCUCCUGGAGAAGAUCCGCCCUCACAUCUUCUUUGAUGACCAGAUGUUCCACGUGGCUGGGGCUCAGGAGAUGGGCACAGUGGCCGCCCACGUGCCCUACGGGGUGGCACAGACACCCCGGCGGACUGCGCCUGCGAAGCAGGCCCCAGCUGCACAGUAGCCGAGCCCACAGUGCUCCAGGCACAGCUCCCUGUCGCCCUCCCACAUGCCGCCCACUGGACCCUUCUCGGCCCACCGCACUGCCUUGCUGCAUGUCUGCCCUCAUCCCUGGGAGGGAGGCGCUGGUACGCAACUCUGCAGACUGGGCCGGCACCUCACCAGCCUCACUGGGGGCCCACACUGUGCCAUGAUGCUGGCUAGGGAACUAAGACCCUGGCUGGAUUUCAGGGGAAGUGGAUGGAGGGUCAGAGGAGCCAGGAUGCCUCAAAAGGGCUUUGGGGUGAAAACCAGCUCGGUGUCGUGCCAAGAACUCUGCUUUGGGGGAGAAGAGAUCUGGCCUCUAAGCUCGAUCCUGGCAUUAACGGCAUAACUCUGAGCGAGUCCCUCCUUUUCAUGGGGUUCAGGUUCCCCAUCUUUUAGGUGGUUUUCAGAAUCGCCUUCAGCUAAAGAACUUGGUUUUCUAAGGUUGCCCUCUUUAAAGGAAGCAUUCUGUGCCAGGGCUGGCACUGGUCUGCACGCCCCUUUGCGCGGGUUGUGGAAGGAGGCUACAGUGAAUUAUGAAAAGAAGGCCCUUCCUCUGGCGGGCCACACCCACGCGGGGUGCACAGUCACAUUAGCAGGAUAUAAGCGGGGUGUCAGCCCCCUUGGCUCCUCAGCCCAGAGGCCUUUGUCAGCUGGGCAAAAUGCACAAUCGUCCACAGCAGCCCUACCUAUAAUUUUACACAUCUGGAAACCACUGGGCAAGAUGACCCAUUUGCUGCCCAGGAUCCUCUAAUCUGAGUCAUCAGGGGCAGCUGCCAGGCCUGCCCCAUCUGGGAAAGGAAUGGGGGAGUGAAUUAAACCUGCAUGCAAACUCUGGUGUAGCCAGCAGGGGGCACUGCAGGCACUUCCUGGGGAGCCGCUUUAGUAGCCGCCUGCCCACUGCUUCCUUUGCUUUUGCUCUUAGCCAAAGCUCAGCUGUUCCCGCCUGCCAACCCCUUCACCUCACUCCCUCAAUUAUUGUAUCCUGCUGUGUCGCCAAGCAGCCCUGCCAGGGGGGAGUACUGGGGUUUACUGUGUGGACCCAGGCUGAAGGGGGAGGCUGUCCAGGCUGAGAUGAUGUGGGAUGUGUGAGGAGGUCUGGCCUGCGGCAGUGACCCGUUAGAGAGGAAGGAGCUGAGAUUGCACUGGAAGAUUCCCCCGCUAUGGGAGUGUGAGUGGAGGUGAUGAGCUCCCCGUCACUGGGAUGCUGUGCAAGGGAUGCCCUCUGAGGUACACCUGUGAACCUCCACCCUGGCAGGAGCCCCUGCAGCCCCUUCGUCACCACUUCCGGGGCAGAAUUCUCACUGCCUGAUGGCAGCCUCCUCCCUUGUGACCAGCCGUGCUCUCUGCGGGGGUGGUGGCACCAAUGGCUGGCCCCUCAGGAAGACCCAGAGGUGUGAGCAGACAUCUGUAUGGGGGGCUGAUUGCCCGGCUCCUGGGGGGCAGUCCUAGCUGUGAGCAAGCAGUUUGUGAAGAAAGCCAAAGGUACCAGCACAGUGGGCAGGAGCCUGGAGGUGUGUGUGGGAGAACUGGAACACUUGUGGGGGCAGGAGAAAGGAGUGAAGAGCCAUCAGGGGCCUGACCUUUGUCCUUUCGAGGACUCAGCUCACGGUCUGAAUGGGCACAGAUUCUGGGUAGUGUAGGGCGGCCAGUAGCUGCAGAAAGAUCACCAGGAAGGAGGAAAGAGUAAGCACCCAGAGGUGGUUCUGUAUUGGAGCAACAGUUUGGGCCAGAAUCGAAGUGCUCGGCUGAGCUUUUGCUAUCGGCUCCUAGAGGCUGGUCCCGCGGGCGAAGGGCCAGGCUGUGCCGAGUGCUCCGGGCAGAUGCCCAGCACUGACUGCCUGACCAGUGGAUGAAGAUGUCUUUGCACGAGUUCAUUUUCAUGCGGUCAGGACCUUUUCGGGCAACAGAGGAGGCCUCAGGGCAGAGCGUUUGGUUUUGAGCUUCUUCCUCUACCCAUGCUCCAAGCCCAGCCAUGGAUACCGUGAGACCUAAGAGGGAAGGAGGAGGUCAGUGAGCUCAACCCAAGUCACCUUUGAUCUUGGCUGAACCACAGAAACAUCUGCUCACCACCCCUCGGGUCAGAAUCACCCCCUUGGAUGAGCCUCCAGGGCCCCAGAACCAGCAGGCGUUAGGCUGCGUGACCAGGGUGGACAUGUGCACUGUGAGGACAGCACCAGAUGUCACCUAAUUAAGAUAAACCCCAGGGAUUCUGGGAGCCAAGAAGUCCUGCCCCCAGGACCUAAUGAUAAACACCAAUGAUUCUUCUAGGUCUGUUUUCCUUCUAAGCAGGAAAAUAGGAUGCUGGAAGCAAAAGAUAAGGUGCAGUAAAAGCCUGGAUUUCACUGGAGCCACCAUUAAUAGACAUAGACAGCCGUGGGCCAUGAGAGACAGUCGGGUCCAAAUUCUAUUAUUGCAACCAUAAAUGAGCAUCUUGGGCCUGGAGAGAGAGCUUUCAGAGGCUGGAAUAAAAGGCCAGACGUUCUGAGGGCAGGGCAGGCUCGUGCAGCAGCCAGACACACCUGAUUGUUUCACAGGUGAGAAGGAGCAUUCAGCAGGCAAAUUAAAAAGCCAGGUGAGCACCAAAGCCGCAGGCCCAGCCUGUUCUGCAGCUAGGGGGGGUGGGGGUGGGGGUUGGUGGGAGAGCACAGAGACCACAGCUCCUGGCAUGCUGGACCCCUGUUGCCAGAAGCACCGCAGCCCAGCGAGUCCUGCAGAACUUGCCCGGGGAAAUGCUUGCCAACAAAAUGCCAGGCCCGUUGGAAACUGCCACUUAGCAGAAAAACAGAAGCCCUGUUACUAAGCACUGAGACUGCUAAGAUCGUUGCCAAACAGCCCCCUCCCCUUCCUGAGAGCCCAAAGAGAAGGUGGGGACCUAGCAGAAAUGCCAGGAGACACCAAAACCAGCAAGAACUUCAAACCCAGGAUGGAUCUGGCAUUGUAAUGACGUUCAGCUGGCAUGCACCAGUCCAGACAUUUCUUAAAAUAUGGAAAUGUGUCCGUGGCCGUUGGUAAAGAGCUCUGGCCGGGUUCCCCGAGUGCCCCCGAGUGGCCUCAGUUGUCCUGGCCACUGUGACUGCUCCCUGUUCCCACGAUCCAGUGAAAGGGGCUUCUUAGGAGGCGACUGGAGGCGGCUCCAGCGCGAUGGCCAGUGCGCCGCUUGGUGGCGCCCGUGCCGGUUUCGAGAAGGAAAGCGACUUGCCCAGUCACAUAGCUAGUGAGCGGCAGGCAGCACAGGGACUCAGGCUGACAUUGGGGCCAGGCUCUGAGCCAUUUUGCCGCAUGACCCACACAUGUGCAUAGAGAGGGCAAUAGAAGCUUCAUAACAGAGGAGUUCACCUGCCAGUCCUUUAAUAUAUUGGUCUCCUGCAUGUUGAAAUGCUUAAUACACUGGAGUGGGUACAUUUUGGUUACAGCUUCCUAAGUAGCUAAGAAGAAUUGAUAUUAAAGCCAAACAUUUGCAGAGCCCUUGGAGCACCUCAAACAACCCCCAAGUUCUGAGGAACCCAGUUUGAAGACCCUGCAUUGGGCUAAUGCAGGGUUGGGAAACCAUGGCUCCUUGGGCCAACGAGAGCCCACUACCUGUUUGUUUUGCUUUUUUAAACAACAAAAACCUUUUACUAGAGCACAGCCAUUUCUAUUUGUUUAGGUGUAUGUGCGGCUGCUUUCACACUACAGCAGCAGAGCCGAAUUAUUUCAACAGAGAGCGUGGGGCUGAAAAUAUUUAUCUGCCUUUUACUGAGAAAGUUUGCUGACCCCCAGGCUAAGGCGAACACCCCCAGCCUGCUCUUCCGUGGGAAAGACCUGCUCUCAUGCACCUAAGCACUCAGAGGCAGAGGCUGGCUCCACUGCCCAGGGGAAAGCAUGUGGGGGUACGUGCCCACCUGUGGGCAUUGUUGGGGCUGUGGAGUCUCAUGGGUACUAGCUAAGUGCCUCGAUGUUAAACACAGCAGGCCCUUGUCCUCUGAGAAGUCAAGAGUUCAAGUUUGACUAUUUUCAAGUGACCCCUGACCCGUUGUAAUUCAAAAUGUGGUUGAUGCGCAGAUUUGACCGAAGUGUGCCCUGCCAAGCUGAUGGGUGAGGGGCAGGAGCAGGGCCCCCACCCCCCCACCCCCGUCUAGGGCUAAGCCCAGCUAGCUGUCUAGCAUCUGCUCAGGGUAGUUUUGUUGUUCUUGAUUUGUGAUUGCCCUCAUGAGGCCACUUGGGAAUGAGCAGUGCUGGAAGAUGGAGGACUUUUGGGUAAAGUGAAGUGCCCACUGUUGGCUUCAGUGCUCAGAUCUCACAGGGCAUCCUCUGCUCUCGGGGGAAGCAAGGGCAAGCUCUUCACAAGGACAGUCCUAGGAAGGGCUUUAGCUGGCUCAGGAGUUCCUGAUCUAGUGAGAGAGAAAACGCCAGCGAACUGAGGAAUGGCAGUGCUUGUGCUGUGAGGUGUGGGCGAGAACACACACACCCUCACGGUGGAAUGGCGUAGCGGGAGGAACCUGCCGAUUUAGGGGUUUACAGAGGCUCCAGGACCCACGGCAAGAAUGGCAAGUGUGGGAGCCAUGGUUGCCGUCACUGUUCCAUCGUGACACUCUUCUCUGCUGAGCCCAGACUCGGCCUCAGAAUCCUCUCAACCCAGCACGCCUGGCAGCAGCGACCAGUGGGUUGGAGUGGGCAUGAAAGUCGAAAACGUAUUUUGCCAUCCCCAUUGGAUAUUGCUAUGGAUGGGGCAUGCAAGGCCCUGAAUGCUUAUUUUCAGAUGUUGUAGUUCGACUCUGAGAUGACCGCGAUCACAUCCCACUUGGGCAGAAUACAAAGCGGGAGAAUGGCCGCCUGUAGUUGGCGGCUGCUUAGGUGUGUCUGAGAUGCAGUGUCCUUGGUUUCACCUUCUGCAAGCAAAGUACAAACACCCCUCCCGCCAGUAGGUGGCACUGCAGGCCCGCACUCAGCUGCUUGUGGUAGUAAUAGCGGUUUUAUUUGCUGGUUACUUUUCUCUCCUUCCACGGGACUUGGUGCUGUGCUGCACUCUGGUGCUUUAGGUGCUCUGAAAAUGUGUGUCAAAUGUAGCUGCCUGAUGAGCUAUUUGCUUUUACCAGCAAACGCCAUGAUUGUGUGUAUGGACACACUCAAUGUGUAUCCCAGGAUGAAAACUGUGCAUUGUAUGCAUGUUUAUGAGGUGUGUGUAAUGGGGUCAGAUAUCUCUGCUGACAGCAUGUGUGUGUGUGUGUGUGUGUGUGUGUGUGUGUGUGUACAGGAUGAUUAUCUGUUGACUAAGGGUCCUGGGCCCCACAUACUGAUGGCCGGCCCUGCUUCCUGAGACUAGUUCUGGUUAUUCCUUUCAUCUCAUGGUCAUUUGCACAUGGGCAGCAUGGGGACUGCUGGGGCCAAGCCUUUUCUCUUUCUCUCUAGCUUCCCCGCUCUGGCCAACAAGGUCUUGGCUCCUAACACUCUGCCUCUCAACCCUCCCCUCUGCAGCCCUGAGAACUCCUUACCAUCUCUACCUGUUCCCCCCUCCCCCUGACAUUCCGGGGCUAACAUGUAUAGUGGGGAAGACUGCACUGCACAAAUCCAGACGGAGCCAUUCACACUAUGACAUGAGGGGUGCCUCCCCGGCACCUGCACAGCCUGCUGUGCACAGCUGCCCGGCUCAUCUCAUGGCCGUGGAUUGAACAGCUGCCCUCUUCACUGCACCCCAGGCCCCCCUCCCCCGUCCCCGCAGCCGAGGCAGGGAUUCCUUCCUCUGCUUGGGUGUUCUCGUCUAGCCCAGAAGUUAUUUACCCUUGGCCUCGGUCAGGAAGCACCUCCCUGAUGGGCCAUCCCUCAGAGGCCUUUGGGAUUCAAUUCAUGAAAGUGAAAUAUGGCUGGCAACAUUUCAGUGACUCGUCUGCGUCUGCGUCUGCGAGGCAAACCGAAGCUCGCAGACUGGAGUCACUGACUCCCACACUCCUGGCCUUCCUGGGCCAGCUGUUCAGGUGGGUCUGCCGUGGAAUUGGGUAAAGGCCUCGGGGCUAGACUUACAACUGCCGCUCAAUAGGAAAUCAGGACAUCACCACAGACGGGAUGCCUGGGCCAGGCCCCAAAGCCGACGCCUCCAAGGGCCCGGCAGGACACGAAAGUGAGCAAAGAGGGCUGGGCAGGGUCUUUGGUGAAACGGAGAAGACGUACUCUGGUUGACAUGGUUGCUGCCGUGUGGGCUGGUGUUGCCGGAUAGUUUGCCCCAUUUUUCAAGAAGAGCUACAAAUCUGGACUUUUAGAUGUUGGCAACUAUUUUGAGUUUAGAAAACAGUGUGCAGCCAAAUAAAACAGGCCUUGGAAAGCUGGCCCUUCAGUCUCUAAUUAGCAACCUCUGGCUCAGGCCCAGCGCAUUGGUUUUUUCAGAACCGAAUAACGGAGUGUAAGGAUAUUACACUCAGACUCACGGAGUUUGGGACCUUUCAGAGACCUAGUGCAUCCCUGUGUGUUUGAAACUGUGUACAUAUAAACUUCUUUACUAACGUAAUGACAUACGUAGAAUUAGCUUCUAGUUUUCUACUUAAAAGCAUCUCAGCACCCCCAACUCAGAGCAGGAUUUAAAACGAAGACUCUGUAUGUGGUGUGUGUGUAUCUACCUGUCAGCAGCCCCAUUUUGUGCCAUUUGCUUCAUGGUAGCUCUACCUCCAUCUUUUGCAAACGUGAGCUGCCCUGGUCUUCCUUCUAACCUAACCUCCCUGUGUCGCUCCUUAUGGCCAACCUCCUAAGUGCCUCCUUAAACAGUCGGAGCACAUGCUUCCUCAUCCGUGGGCUUUCCCUUGCCCGGGGCUAGAUAAGACUGCUCCUCCCUUCCCAGCUUUGCCCUCCCUUGGCCCACUGUGGCCGUCCCCAGCACCCAGCUCUGUCUGGCUCCGCCGCAUUUACCUGGCCACAUGAUAAAGGGUGCUAUGUGCUUUCAGUGUGGAUCCCUCUCCCUCCUCAUGCUUGUCCUAGACCUUAAUUUUACAACAUGGGCUUCUGCUUCUUAAAAGCCAUUCAAAUAAAUAGAAGACAUUUAAAAGAA